AGGACUGUUUUCGAGUGCAACCCAGCUGCUGUGAGAUGCAAAAUGAUCGAAGCUGCAUCUCUGAGCGAUACCUAUGGCACGAAGAAGUGAACAAGUACUUAGCAGGUUUAGCGCAAAGUUAUGGCAAUAAAAUCGAAAUUUUCUCCCGUGCCAUUUCGUACGAAGGUCGUGAAAUACAAACGGUUAGAAUCAGUCCCGAUAUACAACGCAAGCGGGAAAAACGUCUCUGCGUCCUGAUAGAUGCCGGAAUUCAUGCCCGAGAGUGGAUUACGGUAUCCGUGGCGCUAUACGUGAUACAACAAUUGGUCGAACGGGAUGCCAUAAACUCGAGAUUACUGCGAAACUUUGACUGGAUCAUAUUGCCACUCCUGAAUCCCGAUGGAUACGAAUAUAGUCGAGAACAUAACAAAAUGUGGCGGAAAACUCGUCGACCGCUCGGAGCGAAUCGAUGCGUCGGAGUGGACUGCAAUCGAAAUUUCAACGUUUCGUGGGGGAUCGGAACUAGUAGAUUCUGCUCGUUACUGUAUCGAGGCGAACGACCAUUCUCCGAGCAAGAAACACAAAACCUAAGGAAUAUUUUCCAGCGACUUCGACCCAACUGUAGAUUCUACCUCUCACUGCAUUCGUAUGCCAAAGCUAUCCUGUAUCCUCGAGCUUAUUCAAGAACGCUCCCACACAACUGGAAACACCAACACGACGUGGCCCAGGCCGGCGCUGAUGCCAUCUUCAGAAUGUGCGGACUAAAGUACCGAUGCGGUAGUGCUUCUUCAUUCCUGAAAAUAUCGGUCGGCGGUUCAAGUAUCGAUUACGCCCACGACAUCGAGAAAGUCCCAUUCGCCCUGGUAAUGGAGAUUGCCAGCAAGGGUUUCCAUCCGGCCGAGCAGAACAUUGCCCGUAUUUGUGAGGAAAGCUGGACCGGAAUCAAGGCGAUGGUGAUGCAGCUGGCCGUCAGUCCGAUUGUUUCUUUCACCCGCAGUAAAACCGCGUGUUAGGAAUUCUGUUAUUACAUUCUAUAUUUCAGUGCCGUCAAAUUCUUAAUUCUCCACAACAGACGAUAGACGCGAAGGGAAUCAUCAUCAAUUUCACUUUUCUGAUAACUAGAACCUUUUGCUUCCGGUGUUGUGUUAUGUUUGCAAAGACUGGAUUAAAUAAUAAAAACAACGAUAAAAAAUGUAAGCUCCCUCUCAUCCGAUGCGCGUCUUGUCUCCGUUACAAUGCGAAAUUCACGCUCACGUCACGUCAUUAUCAAUAAACUAAUACUACUAUAUCUUGUUGCCGAUAGAAAUGGAUGUGUUCUACCGCACUAUAUUUUCUCCCAUAUUUGUUUUGGCAGAAUUGAUCAUUUUCUUUUCUUUUCCGCCCGCUGUUUGACUACAUGUAAUUAGAUUGUUUGUAGUAUCAAGUAUCUGUAGUAUCUUAAACGCUAGAAUGCUAUAUUAUCCUGUCCUUAAAAAGUAGAGGUCCACGCAAAAAAGAACGUUUUACUGCGACUUGGGCGUACCAAACUUCACUUUCAAUCGCUCGUAAUGUUUCUUGUCCUGUGGGGAGAAAGAAAUA
Toxorhynchites rutilus septentrionalis is the source of this 1557-nucleotide messenger RNA. RefSeq names its product carboxypeptidase B-like. The coding region runs from base 36 to 992 and encodes 318 amino acids. The record is from RefSeq and is a predicted model, not a curated record. The transcript has 3 exons. Gene Ontology annotation, molecular function: metallocarboxypeptidase activity; zinc ion binding. Gene Ontology annotation, biological process: proteolysis. NCBI's taxonomy places the organism in Eukaryota, Metazoa, Arthropoda, Insecta, Diptera, Culicidae.